Molecule: messenger RNA, 2250 nt
Organism: Lichtheimia ornata
Lineage: Eukaryota; Fungi; Mucoromycota; Mucoromycetes; Mucorales; Lichtheimiaceae
Exons: 4
Coding region: 1-2250 (749 amino acids)
Cellular component (GO): fungal-type vacuole membrane; vacuolar transporter chaperone complex
Source: RefSeq, a predicted model, not a curated record
AUGAAGUACGGUCUCGAAUUGCAGCAAAGCAUUUUUCCUCCUUGGCGGUUGUCAUACAUUGCAUAUGAUGUGUUAAAACAGGAGCUAAAGACUCGGCAAUUGGAGCAUGGUUGGACUGGUCAAGAUGAAGCCGAAUUUGUACAACUUUUGGAUAAUGAGCUAGCUAAGGUGUAUGACUUUGUGAAUGCCAAGUUAUCCGAGAUUGAUGCACGCAUCAUGUAUUGUGAGCGCACGAUACAAUCAUUGCAACGUAAUCAAAGCACCACAGCUGAAAUGUCGAAUAGCAGUUAUAGUAUGAUGGAUGAAGCUCUCACUGAAAUUCUGUUUGAUGUGAAUGACUUGUCUCGGUUCACACGUGUUAAUUACACCGCUAUCCAAAAGAUCCUCAAGAAGCAUGACAAAUGGACCCAUAUCAAUCUAAAGCAGGCGUAUGUAGCCAAGCUGCGGGAUAAGCCAUUGGAUAAACAACGUUUCGAUGUGGCUAUCAUCUACAUCUCAGCCCUGCAUGAUAUCUGUCGUCAUCGAGGACGUCCUCCCACUGGCAAUUCAGCUGCUGGUGCCGACCAAAAUGCUUUUGAACGUGCAACAGCAAAGUAUUGGAUCCAUCCUGAUAACAUUACCGAAGUCAAAGCGAUCAUCAUGUUGCAUUUGCCGGUUCUCAUCUUCAACAAAAACAAGAAAUACGAGUCCUCUGAUUCAGCCAUUUCGAGUGUAUACUUUGAUAAUCGCAAUUACGACUUGUACACAGGUCGCCUUCAACGUGAUGAGGGAUCCGAAGCUAUUCGAUUUCGAUGGUAUGGGCCAACGGAUUCUAAAAAUAUCUUUAUUGAACGCAAAACACAUCACGCAGCGUGGCUAGAUGGCGCAUCGGUGAAGGAUCGUUUUCGAUUGGAUGAAGCACACGUCAACAGCUUUGUUGAUGGUAGAUUGACGGCCGAUGGCAUUGCAAAUGAUUUACGGCAAAAGGGUGCUGAUCCAGCAACGAUUGAUGAUGUGCAUUUUAUUGCUAGUGGUGUCCAAGAAUCGUUUCGUGAAAAGCAAUUAGAGCCCAUGCUUCGUGUGUUUUACAACCGUACAGCAUUCCAAUUACCAGGUGAUCAGCGAUUGAGAAUUUCCCUUGAUACCGAUAUGACAUUUAUUCGUGAAGACCAUAUUGAUGGUCGUUCAAGACGACAUCCACCAACCAAUUGGCGACGCAAUGAUCUUGGUGUUGAUCCACCUUUUGAUUAUGUAUCUGAAAGCGACAUUCUACGAUUCCCAUAUGCAGUAUUGGAGACUAAGCUGCAGACGCAUUUGGGUCAAGAACCUCCAGAAUGGCUUACAAAGCUAAUUGAGAGCCACCUUGUACAUGAAGUGCCUCGCUUCUCAAAAUACCUGCAUGGCGCUUCCCAUUUUUAUCGUGAACGCCUACCGCUGUUGCCAUGGUGGCUCGCCGAACUCAACGUUGAUAUCCGCAAACCACGUUCUGAGCAUAUUGGUCUUACACGUUCUCGCAGCUUUAAACCUUUAAUCGAUGGCCGUUAUCGCCGUGCUAUGAUUGAAGAAACUGAACGUGCCAAUCAGCAAGCAAUUAUGGAUCGACAUGGUAGCCCAGCAACGCUUGUUGGCAAAUCAUCACCAUCUUCUCCACCAUCAACCCCGAAAAGGCAGGGAUCAUUCCAAAGUGCCAAGAAAGGCGGUUUCAAUUUACCAUGGAGUCGUCCAAGUACGCCUGAUUAUGCAUCAGUGCCUAUGAAGACGGGUGCUGGAUAUCAAUCCUCAAGCUCAUUACCACCACCACUUCCUGAAAAGGGUGAUUGGAGAAGUAGUAGAACCCUUCAAGAUCAAGCACCUCCUCCUUCUACAAAAGGCACCACGCAUCGAUGGAUAGAAAAAAUGUGGGGUGAUGGUAGACGAUCCACUGAUGAUGGAAGCACCUAUAAACGCCAAAGGGUCAAGGUGCGAGUCGAGCCCAAGGUCUUUUUUGCCAAUGAGCGUACUUUUAUCUCCUGGUUGCAGUUUUGUGCUUUGCUACUCACAGUGGCUCUCUCCUUGCUCAAUUUCGGUGACAGCACUGCACGUAUCGUUGGUGGAUUGUUUAUCUGCAUUUCAGCUCUUGUUUCCAUAUACGCUCUCUAUCGCUUUGAAAAGCGUGCCUGGAUGAUCAAUCGGCGAAUCGAUGGUCGAUACGAUGAUCUUUGGGGACCUGCAGUUCUCUGUACCCUUUUAGUUGUGGCUCUUGCUGUUAAUUUCUACUUGCGGUUCAAAUAA